Molecule: messenger RNA, 707 nt
Organism: Alligator mississippiensis (American alligator)
Lineage: Eukaryota; Metazoa; Chordata; Crocodylia; Alligatoridae
Gene: MYL5
Product: myosin light chain 5
Exons: 7
Coding region: 72-593 (173 amino acids)
Cellular component (GO): cytoplasm
Molecular function (GO): calcium ion binding
Source: RefSeq, a predicted model, not a curated record
UCCCCAUGAGAGGCACUUUAUAAGGUAAGAUUCUUCAAGACAGCCAGCUAUAGCCACGUUCUCCAGUGAAGAUGGCUAGCAGAAAAACAAAGAAGAAGGAAGGUGGUGCCAAACGUGCCCAGAGAGCUUCUUCCAAUGUUUUCUCAAACUUUGAACAGACCCAGAUCCAAGAAUUCAAGGAAGCUUUCACAUUAAUUGACCAGAACAGAGAUGGAUUCAUAGAUAAAGAAGACUUGAAAGACACCUACGCUUCUCUGGGUAAAAUAAAUGUAAAAGAUGAUGAGCUAGAAUCCAUGCUUAAAGAAGCUACUGGACCUAUUAAUUUCACAAUGUUUUUGAACCUGUUUGGUGAAAAGUUAAGUGGUACUGAUGCUGAAGAGGUUAUAUUAAAUGCAUUCAAAAUGUUUGAUCCAGAUGGCAAAGGACACAUUAACAAAGACUACCUGAAACGCCUAAUGAUGUCACAGGCUGACAAGUUCACGGCUGAAGAGAUUGAUCAGAUGUUCCAAUCUUCCCCUAUUGAUGCUGCAGGCAACUUAGAUUACAAGUCUUUCUGCUACACCAUCACACAUGGAGAUGAAAAGGAAGAAUGAAGAGCAUGAAUUUUAUUAGCUUCAGUAAAAUCUAGCAAUAAGUCAAUAAAUAAAAUUUGGAGUCUGAAUGGUCUUUUCUCACAGCCAAAAAAAUCAUGGCCUAUUGGAACAGCA